Epithele typhae is the source of this 1449-nucleotide messenger RNA. RefSeq lists its product as uncharacterized. The record is from RefSeq and is a predicted model, not a curated record. Bases 1 to 1449 code for a protein of 482 amino acids. The transcript is spliced from 8 exons. NCBI's taxonomy places the organism in Eukaryota, Fungi, Basidiomycota, Agaricomycetes, Polyporales, Epitheliaceae.
AUGCGCCUUGGGGUUUUUACUCCGGUAUUUCUCGCUCAGAGCUUGGCAUAUGCUGCGACUUUGCAUGUCUCGAGCACGGUGACUCUGGGGCAAGACCCGCCGUCGGUGAACCACUUGAAUGGAGAGUCGUUUCAGCAGGAUCCCCUCGUAACGUUCAACGGAUACCAAUAUGCUGCAUUCUACGUGCCGGAUGCCUCGAACACGUCGAUCAGACACCCCAGUCUGUCUAGGAGGGCACUCGCAGGUGCAGCGAAGAAUUGGGAGACAUUCUCCUUCACGGAAUACAACCAGACGGAUGACGACGGCCACAAUGUCAUCUCCAUCGGCAUCUCUCAUGGAGAUGGCACCGUCCACAUGGGCUUCGACCAGCACGACAACAACCUCACGUAUCGCGCGUCGCAGCCUGGGGUAGCCACCAACCCCGCGGAGAUUCAGUGGUCAGCAGAACUUUUCGGACCCGUCCUUGACUACCUCCCGGGCACGGAGUCGCUCGACAAAUCCACGUAUUUCAUCAACGUUACCUACCCGCGCUUCCUAUCUGUGCCAAGCUCGGCUCAGACCGAUGGUGGUGCAGACCUCAUCAUGGAGCUACGGGUCGGUCGAUCGGGACUAGGGGACGACUGGCUAUACAAAUACACGCCAAACAAGGGCUGGGCGCAGAUCGGGAGGUAUUUACUGGGAGUCAACAACAACGCAUACAUCAACGGUCUCGACUUUGACUUGGAGGGCACUUUGAUGACGACAUGGACGUACAGAGACUAUGUCAACGAUGUGGGUCAAGACGUCGCUGUUCAGGCAGGCCCGAACGGACCUGAGAAUAACCAUGACCUCAACUUCGCAUACAGCGAAGAUCUCGGCGAAACAUGGCUCAACAACUGGAAGCAGACGAUUGCGAAUAUGUCUGUGCAGGAACCGAUCAAGCCCGUUUCUGCUGGCAUCGUGAUGUUCGGCAUCCCCAAGUACGGCGGCAUCUUGAACCAGGAGGGACAAGCGAUCGACAGCGAGGGCCGGAUGCACGUCCUCAACCGCGAGAACACUACUGGCACUGAACAAUGGUACCACUAUUGGCGCAGUACGACAUCGCACUGGACGCGCACCCCCCUUCCACUCCCUCCCACGCUGCAGACGACGAACAACAUCACCGCGACGCCGACAGUCAUCGGCAAGCGCGGCAAGGUAGUCCCGGUCCCGGCAUCGUCGUUCUCCGGGCCUGCGUCGAUCCUGCUCCUCCUGCCCUCGAACGCGCCGAACUCGACGGCGCUGAGCAUCCUCCGCAGCACCGCGGCGGGACACUUCCGCGACUGGGAGGCGGUCUGGGAGGCGGAGAGUGGAUGCGGGUGGGAGCCGCUCUAUGACCGGUACCGGCUUGCGGAAGACGGAGUGCUGAGCAUGUUCCUGGUGAACGGGACGGAGGUGCAGGUCGUGGACUUUGACUUGAGCGGGCUUUGA